UGAUGGUGUGCGAGAUCGGCGCGCGGCAUCUGGAGCUCUCCUCUCACACUGCGCUCACCGGGCACAGGCUUGUCGUGCUACCCGCCACAGCCUGAGGGAGAUCGAAACUUUCGCAAUGCCUAUUCGGACUCCCAGUCAACUCGUCGAGGAGUACAAACGGUCGGGCGAAUAUGAUCGCCUUCGCAGGAAGAUCCUGGAAGACUUCGAGAACGGGAGUUCCGCGCCCGCGUUCCUCGAGAAAGUGGAAGAGAUCGCGCGGAAACGCGUCGCCACAGACUACCGCGUGAAAUCCAUGGCUCCCGAGAUGGCACACAAGGAGCUCAUGCAAGAAAUCGCAAGGUACGUGUGCUCCGGUUUCUCGACGACACCGCGGUGUACGCUGUGACCCCGUAUGCGGCAACCCGCCUUUCUAGAUUCACGUUUGUCGAACGCGCCGUCGAGGACCUACCCGCACUCACGGACCCUGCGACGAGCGAGUCCAUCCGGUCCUCGCUCAAGAAAUUCCUUGGAGAAGGUGACCACGACCCAGACACGGCGACUUCGUCUUCACGCCGAGAACCUAAUAGUUUACCUCCGAAACCUUCGGUAGUGUCCGAAAGUAGCCGGAACGGCAGGACGACGCCCGAAAUGGCGCCGGCGUCGGAACCGAUGGAUCGCGCUGCGGACAGACCGACGACCAUCAGGAUGCCGUCCGGCCCGGUGCUGCUCGCACAUCCGCUACCCGCAAAACCAGUGACGACGAUGAUACCGUCCGGCCGCUCGCAGCGGUCGCGUACGCCAUCCACUCCUGCUGCCAGGAACGCGUCGCCAGCAGCGAUAUAUGCGCAGCCUGAGGAAACGCCGGACGUUGCGGUGUUCUCUAUGCCGAUGGACGACGUAGAGUCGCCGAAGCCUGCGGAGCGGGAGGUCUCACCCGAACCCGAACCUGAACCACUGGAAGAUGAAACGGCGGCGGACGAAGAAGAGGGGAUGGAUAUUGAUCGGGCAUCACCUGGAGAAGGCGGUGACUCCUUGCCGCCACCCGCUGCGAAUCUCGGAGCGGAUUUACAAGAGGCUGCUGACGCUGUUCUUGCUGACGAAGUUGCCGAUACGCACGAUGACGCCGGCCGCUCUGACGCUCACUCCAUGGAUGUGGACGAGCGAGAGUUAGAUCAGCCACGCUCGGUUGCGCCUGCCGAAAAACCGGACACCGAUAUCACAGCAGAUUCCGCGAUACAAAUCGAGUCUACUGUGCAAUUCGAACCGCCCGUCGCUUUAGGCGAUGUUGUUGGGACCCCGACGGAUCCGACAGAGGUUCAGCAAUCGAGCGUUCGAAACGCUGAGAUCACUUCCAGUGGCGAGGUUAACGUAUCAGCGGCUACAGAUGUUGGUCACUCAGACGCGAUCUCUACGACCGUCACGCCAGAGGCGCAACAUCCCGACGAUCCGGUCGGCGAAUCUGCGACUGCGGUGGCCCCCGCCCCCGCAGAGGUCGUCACCUCCUCCAAUAUCAUGUCCACCACGGCGGCUCGACAAACGGACGUUCCGAGCGUCGAGGUCACGUCGCCUGGCGGCGCUGCUUCGGCGAUCGACAGCGAGGCUGAGCAUGGUGAUCCUCCCCCGGCGAUCACGAACUCGACAUGAUUUGCGAGCUUCCGCAGGACCCACGGCGCGCACGUCGAUGGUUAGCCGCAAGAUAGGCUGAAUCUGAUGUGCAAGUCUAUUGCGCUCGCUUGCUGCGACGACAACGGUGUUGGCAGAGACCUUCUUUGCUGAACAUUUGAGUCGCAUAUCGGAAUUUUCUCUGACAUUAAGUCUAUGAACGUGGUCGCUUCCUGCGGCCUCUUGUCGACCAUUUGACACGCGCCCAUCGAAGCCCUCUGACCUCAAGUCUGACCUCAAGACUACUGCAGUCGCUCUAGUGUGGCGGAGGUGCACCUGCCGAACGUAUUCCACGGGCACAUCGAAUUGAUCUGCGAUGCGAGCAUACAGUCGAAGGGGUGAACGUUUGAACAACGAUUUCUCGUUGGCCGACCGAUACCGCUUCGCUGUUUCCUGGAUGCGUUACGGUCCUUGUAUGUUGUUCCCAACUCCCGAAGCAAGGAAAUGCCAUCGCUUCAGGUUCCUCUCUAGCAUUUAUCACUACCGUGCGCCACAUUCGCCCUUGGAUGUUUCCCCAAGUGCGCCACCGCCGAUGAUCGAU
Punctularia strigosozonata HHB-11173 SS5 is the source of this 2182-nucleotide messenger RNA. RefSeq lists its product as uncharacterized. The record is from RefSeq and is a predicted model, not a curated record. NCBI's taxonomy places the organism in Eukaryota, Fungi, Basidiomycota, Agaricomycetes, Corticiales, Punctulariaceae. Bases 116 to 385 code for a protein of 89 amino acids. The transcript is spliced from 4 exons.